UGCAAUUUUAAAUUAUCUUUUGGAUAUGAUUUUCAGAAAUUAUGUUUAACUUCGGUCUGCUCCUCUUAGCAGGAGUAACUAUGGGUCAUCCCUACGGAGUUUACAACAACUACAACCAACAUGGAGUGCCAGCUUAUAAUCAUGGAGGAUACGGAUAUGGAGCCCCUGUAGUUCAACAGCAACAAGGAUAUUUUGGAGCAGGGUUCAAUCCAUCUCAGCAAGCUCAGUUCUCUCCUUACCAUCAUCAAUUCUCAAAAGACCAUGCUGGUUCAAACUUUUUUAAACAAGAAGAUGAAGAGAAGUCUAUAGAGUUCGAGGAGGAAGAACUUGAACAAGUGCCUUACACCGUUAUCGAGGAUUUUGGGACUUAUGAGCUGAGAGAAUAUCCUGAAGCUAAGUUUGCCUGUGUCAAGUCUGAAGUGGAUAACUCAGAGGAUCCUCUUGCUGGUUUAGAGAAAAUGAAUCCAUUUGAAAUCAUGAGGUCCAAGCGAUGGAAGAAGAACCCUAACGGAAUCAUGUUCAAAGAGCUCUUCAAAUACAUCGCUGGAGUUAAUAAGGACGGACAAGAGAUUGAAAUGACUCGUCCUGUCUCAACCCACCACUCCAUCAAGAAGAAGCAGGUUGGAGGAGAUGUCGAGGUUCAAGAGAUGUGCUUCUACAUCACUUCAGAAUUCCAGGCAAAUCCACCCCAACCCCUGGACAACUCUCCAGUUUUCAUUUUUGAAAGACCCGCUAUGAAAGUGUACUCCAGACAAUUUGGAGGAUUUCCUUUAACCUCAGCCACGUGGAUUCAAGAGAAACAAGUUCUAGAAAAGUUUCUGGCCGGUAAACCUCAUCAUUAUAGUGAGUAUUAUACCCUUGGCUACAACUCUCCUUGGGACAAAAACAGGAGGAAUGAAGUAUGGAUUCAGUGCUUAGAUUCUGCUGCACCUGUAAUUGCUGCUAAAGUAGAAAAUGAAAAUGAUAUCGAUAACAAGAAGGCCGAAGUUGCUGAACUAGAAAAAGAAAAUGAUAAUGACAAGAAGGCUGAGGAAGUAGAAAAAGAGGUUUCGGAAGAAGUAGCAGAAGCUGAUACUGAAGCUGUAGCUGAAGAGGAAGCUGAUGCUGAAGUAGACGCAGAGGCUGAUACCAAAGCAGCUGAAACUGAACCUGAAACUGAUGCUGAAGUGGCUGCUGAAACUGAAGAAAAAGUUGUAGAAGAAGCUGAAAAUGAAGAUGCAUAAGAUAGUCAUCAAGAUUGAAGACUCGUUUUAUAUAAAAAUUUCAAAAAUUUUAUCUAUAAAUUAUUGUGUCCUGUUGAAUAAAGCAAAAGAAUCUCAAGCUUAAAAA
Molecule: messenger RNA, 1329 nt
Organism: Eurytemora carolleeae
Lineage: Eukaryota; Metazoa; Arthropoda; Copepoda; Calanoida; Temoridae
Exons: 9
Coding region: 42-1223 (393 amino acids)
Source: RefSeq, a predicted model, not a curated record